AUGCAGCUUACAACCCUAUUCACUGUCUGCAUGGCUAACCUGACCAGCACCGCCGCUGCAAUGCCUCGUCUCUCCGGGGCGUACCACGGUGCCCGCAUCUUUAUCCGUGUCCCUGCCAAUGCAUAA
This is a messenger RNA of Penicillium hordei, 126 nucleotides long. RefSeq lists its product as uncharacterized. Bases 1 to 126 code for a protein of 41 amino acids. The transcript has a single exon. The record is from RefSeq and is a predicted model, not a curated record. NCBI's taxonomy places the organism in Eukaryota, Fungi, Ascomycota, Eurotiomycetes, Eurotiales, Aspergillaceae.